Dermochelys coriacea (leatherback sea turtle) is the source of this 11705-nucleotide messenger RNA. RefSeq names its product transmembrane and coiled-coil domain family 2 (gene TMCC2). Gene Ontology annotation, cellular component: endomembrane system. NCBI's taxonomy places the organism in Eukaryota, Metazoa, Chordata, Testudines, Dermochelyidae. Gene Ontology annotation, biological process: amyloid precursor protein metabolic process. The record is from RefSeq and is a predicted model, not a curated record.
UCCUCCCGAGCCGGAGCCGCGGCAGCAGCUUUGCGGUGGGAAGCGCAGGGGGGAGAGAAGCGGCAGAUGUCAAGGCGGGGCGGGCGGGGAGACGAGAUGCACCCAAGGCACGAGGAUCUGCAGCCAUGCAAGGCUCCAGGAUUUCGCAUCACUCGUUUUCUCUCCUGAACAAAGUGGAAGUGCAAAAUCGCCCUCCCACCCCAUCUCGUCAGCAUGAAGAGGUGCACAUCGGAUGAGCUGCAGCAGCUGGAGGAGGACUGUGUUGGGGCUGAAGAUGCCCCCAACCUGGCUGCCAUGGAUGCUAAACCUGGGGAUUGCGCUUCUGCUCUGUCAGAGUCGGGCACUGCUGCUAAUCCAAACCCUGCUCCACAUCCUGUUCCCCGGAGCAAGCCUCCCGAUUUAAAGAAAAUACAGCAGCUCUCCGAAGGCUCCAUGUUUGGCCAUGGCCUGAAGCACCUUUUCCACAGUCGCCGCAGGUCGCGGGAACGGGAGCACCAGAACUCCCAGGACUCUCUGUCGCAGCACUACGGGAUGUCUGACCAUGACUCCCCUGAUGAGAAGGAACGCUCGCCAGAGAUGCACCGUGUCUCUUACGCCAUGUCCCUCCACGACCUCCCUGUACGCCCCACUGCCUUCAAUAGGGUGCUGCAGCAGAUCCGCUCCCGCCCAUCCAUCAAGAGAGGGAGCAGCUUGCACAGCGGCAGCCGCCGGAGCAAAAGCAGCUCCCUAGAUCCCCAGAAAGGCAGCCCCCAUCUGGUCCGGAAGGCUCCCCAGGAUAGUAGCCUCACAGCCAUACUGCAUCAGCACCAGGGCCGGCCAAGGUCUUCAUCUGCCACAGACACCGCCAUCUUGCUGGCUGAAAGUGGGGCUGUGUACCUUCUCCCGGAGGAGUCGGAGUGCCUCGCUGACAAGCUGGACAAAGGGGACAUAAGCACGCUUAGCCUGCCUUCCAAUGCCAGCCAUGGCGACUCCGACGUUGGCAACAUCUGCUUGGAUGUCCCAGAUGGCACCCCAGACCCGCACAGGACGAAAGUGGCCAUCGACCACCUGCACCAGAAAAUCCUCAAGAUCACCGAGCAGAUCAAGAUCGAGCAGGAGGCUCGGGAUGACAACGUAGCUGAGUACCUGAAGCUCGCCAACAACGCCGACAAGCAGCAGGCCUCCCGCAUCAAGCAAGUCUUUGAGAAGAAGAACCAGAAGUCGGCCCAGACCAUCGCUCAGCUCCAUAAGAAACUCGAGCACUACCACAAGAAGCUAAAGGAGAUUGAACAGAAUGGGCUCUCCCGACAGCCCAAGGAUGUCUUUCGGGACAUGCACCAGGGCCUCAAGGAUGUGGGGGCCAAUGUCCGGUCCAGCAUCAGCGGCUUCGGAGGUGGAGUAGUGGAAGGCGUCAAGGGAAGCCUGUGGUUUGUCCAGGUGACCCACACGGCUGUGGUCUCCAAGCCCCGGGAGUUCGCCAGCCUGAUCCGGAACAAGUUUGCAGCGCCGACAACCCACCUGAAGGACACCCUGGAUGAUGGGCACCCCGAGGAGGCCUCGAGGACUCUGAGCGGCAGUGCCACCCUGGUGUCCAGCCCCAAGUAUGGCAGCGACGACGAGUGCUCCAGUGCCACCUCGGGAUCGGCGGGGGGCAACUCAGGGGCAGGGCCCGGCGGCUUGGGGAGCCCCAAGUCCAAUACCCUGGACAGUCACCACAAUAACUUUGACACCAUCCUGGAGGAGCUCCGGGAGAUUAAGGACAGUCAGUCCCACCUGGAGGACUCAAUGGAGGAUCUCAAGGCGCAGCUGCAGAGGGACUAUACCUACAUGACGCAGUGCUUGCAAGAGGAGCGGUACAGAUACGAACGCCUGGAAGAGCAGCUGAAUGACCUGACGGAGCUCCACCAGAAUGAAAUGACCAACCUGAAGCAGGAGCUAGCCAGCAUGGAGGAGAAGGUGGCCUAUCAGUCCUAUGAGAGAGCCAGGGACAUCCAGGAAGCGGUGGAGUCGUGCCUCACCCGCGUCACCAAGCUGGAGCUCCAGCAGCAGCAGCAGCAGGUGGUGCAGCUGGAAGGGGAGAACGCCAAUGCCCGAGCCCUGCUAGGCAAAUUCAUCAACGUCAUCCUGGCCCUCAUGGCGGUGCUGCUCGUCUUCGUCUCCACCAUCGCCAACUUCAUCACGCCCCUCAUGAAGACCCGCAUGCGCAUCCUCAGCACCACCCUGCUGCUCCUCUUCCUCUUCCUCCUCUGGAAGCACUGGGACUCCAUCGCUUACUUCCUGGCGCAUGUGUUGCUCCCCAGCUGAUUCCCUGGGGGCAGCAUUCCAUUUUCCUACUGAGAAAACAGGAAAGGGAUUGGCGGGUGGGGGAGAAACUGGAGCCUUCCAUAAAAUGUCUUCAUUCAUUCGGUUCAGCCUGGUUUCCCACCCCCUGCACCCAUCCGUAUUCACAUCCUGCAUCCUCAUUGUGGCCAGGAGCAUGGGCUGUUGCACCAGAAUUGUUCACUCCUCCGCGAAAGCCCUGGGAGUUGAGGAUGGGGAGAGCGAUGGAGAGUUUGGAAGAACCUGUAACCUUACAUGUUCUUGGUUUGUUUGGUUGUUUGUGUUUUUAAUGACCUUAAUCAUAUAGUCUCUGGGCACGAGGCUUCUUACAUGCCAGCCGCCACAGGGACUGUAAUUUAAAAGCUUUGUAUCCAGAGCAGAGUUUGCCUUUGAACCCAGCCACCAGGAAACUUUCUCUAGCAAGAGAAGAGGUUUUUUCUUAAAGACAAGGCUGGCGAAAAGCUCAUACCUGGGAUGCAAUAAAGAAAUCAAUAGCAAAAGGAAGAAUGGAGCUCCAAGUGAAUACUCUAAUGGUUUCUGCUCUCGGGAGAGCAUGCAUAUUGAUGAAGCAGAAUGCACACAUCACACCAGCUUCUCCAGACCAGACACAUGUUCAUUCCCAUUGUACCAAACAGCUGACAAGCUAAACACAGAAUUGGGGUUGCUAUGUAUUAUUAGGAUGGCUUCCUCUGCACGCUGAUCAUUGGUGUAUGGCCAGCGGAUACCAGUUCUGGUUCUGAUCAGAAAACACAUACACUUCUGGCAUCAGGGUGAAACAAAUUGGGUUGGCGUUAGUUUUGUUCCUCCUUUGGCUUUCGUUUGAUCUCUUCAGGGACCGUGGACCUUCCAACAUUGCACCUAUGAAAUUUACGAUCUACGAAAGUUGUGCGCAUGUUUUAAUUUAUUUCGAGGUUCUGUUUCCAUUUGUGAAUCAAGCGUGGGGGGUAAAAUGCAAGCUGCUAUCACAGCCUCCAUGUCGCUAAGAAGACAGAGCAUGUUGUCUCAAAAGUUUCUUGAAUGGUUUCAUAUUCAUGUGCGUGUGUGUAUGUAUACAUACAUACAUACACACACACAAUCACCUCCUUUCCUGUUGCAAUUGGGUGUAGCUUCAUUUACAGUCACAGAGAUUUGGCCUUUUGUAUCUUUGAGGCUCAUUCCUGCUUUCCUGAUACAGCCAGAACUUCUACAGAUGCUCGUGGUGUACUAAAGAAGUCAGUGGAUGUGGUGGUGUGGCACAGAUGCAGGAUUGAGUGCUUAGAAGGAGGGAUUGUCCUAAUUCAGUGAACAGCCAGUCACCUUUGUCCAUUAAAGGAAAAUGGCCUGCAUUGUGUCUCCCCUUGUUUCUUGGGCUUUGACACCUAGAGGUGGUAUGGGCUCCUCCAUGCUGUCUUUUGGUUUCUCAGCUGAACACCGGGGAUAUGCUGUGACGUUGGGGUGUAAAGAUCUAGCCAGGAAAUUCAUUCCUGGUCUAACUUCAUUGACCAAUGAAUCCUAGCUAGGAUUGCUCCUACAGGCAGAAGUGCAAGGAUCCCAUUUGUAUGAUGCAAAGGUCAGUUAUUCAAGGGUUGUUGCAAACGAUAUGCAAGAAGCAAGGCUGAUAAAGGGACAUGCUUGCAUUUCCCAUUCAGAUCUUUGUCUGGGUAUGAUCCUUGCACCUUUGCCAGAAUGGAUACGUGAUAAGAAUAAAUGACUAGAGGGUGGAUAGAGUGGGAGGAGGAAGCAUUGGCAUGAUUCCCCCCAUGUUAUGCAGACACAUCUGUGCAGAGUAGGUGUGAACGUUCCUGUUCUGAUGGAGCAUGGGAAGGCGGCACAGGGUGCCAGCGUGGUGGAAAAUCAGACCCCAGGAGUUCUUUAACUGAUCGCUUGCUUCCCUCCUCAUGGCAAUGCUUCCUGCAAGACAUUUGCAAAUGCCCGUUCAAAAACUCCGACAUCCUUUUGCCUUUUUCCAUGCCGGUUAUGAAGGAUGAACACAUGUUGGGUGUCCACUUAUCAAAUAUGGGCACCUAUGCUUGGCUCCUGCAUUUCUGCCACUCGUACCAGCACCUGGAACUGGGUCCAGGAACCUUGAGCGUCCAUUUGAGUUGGGCACUCCUGGUUAAAAACUCAGCCUAGAACAUUUGGGCAGUGGGAGGGGGCACACCUGAAAUAACACCCCACCAUGUUUGGCUUUGGCAUCAGGUGGUGGGGACUGCUCUUCAGAACGAUCAGCCGUAUUCUGCAGAGACCUCUGUUGGAAAAGCUCACAUGAAAUGUACGAGCAAUGCUCUGAGCCUUCUUGGAGACUGGGGGGAUGUGAGCCCCAACCUCUCUUUUAUAGACCUAUUUAUUUUGUAUUUUUGUAAGGAUUUAACUAGAGUUAACAUUCCUGCUUUUAUCAGUUAUCCAAGGAAACGCAGAUUCUGUUGGAAACGAGUUAAUUUAUGUAUCGACACUAGAUUUGAUAUUCUCAGACCCGAGGGGCAGAAAUCUUAAUACACUGAUAAUUCCAAAUGGCUACAACUUAUGGCCCUGCUUCAGGACAGCACGUAAGCAGAUGCUCAACUUUAAACACUUGCUAAAGUCUCUUUGAAGUCUGUAGGAUUUAAACAUACCUUUAAGUGCUGUCCUGAGAAGGGCAGUCCUAAGCACAUGUUUUAAUGCUUUCAUUCACUGGGGCCUAAUAAUCAAGGUCUGGUUCUCCUUUCACCUGCGGUAGCUCCAUAGACUUCAGCGGAGCAUCCAGUCUGGAGUAGGCAGGGGAUCUGAUUAAUUAGACAAAAGGUUAAGCGCCUUUUAGGGGGCCUGAUUGUUUUUUCACUCUAUGUAAAUAAGAUGUUGCAAAGGUAUUUUUGUUUUAUUUCAGUAACACCUAGAGGCCCCAAAUCAAGGUCGAGGCGCCGUCGUGCUGGGUGCUAAACUGGCAUGUAGUAAGAAAGUCCCUGCCCCCAAAGAGCUUACAGUUUAAUAGGAGACACACCAAGUAAUAGAAACCAGGUUUCCUGCAUCCUAGGUCAAUGUCCUACCCUCUGGACAUGCCACCCCUCAAGCAGCUCUUUACAUGCGCAAAACCAGUUUGUGAUCAUGGUCUGCAAGGUGAUAAGUUGGGGACCAUCCCUUCUUCAGAGAUGACCUCUAACUCCUGGUUCGGGUCUCAGGCGCUGCAGCACCAGUUAUUGCUGCCAAGGUCACAUGUGCUCCACCAGGAGCAGGAAAGGAAGAGGGGCCCUUUAACCCCGCCCUUAAUUUUCCUCCCCUUCUCCAUAAGCCAUUCCCUCAUUUCCCUGAUGCCUCAGGACCCAUGUGUUGACCUGAUCCCCUCCUCCUGCAGCUAGAACUCUGACAGAGCACAAGUGCAUUUCCCUGCAAUCAGCCACUCUCCUGCUGUCCAAUGGAUGGGAAUCUGUGGAAUCUUUCUGCCUGUCUAUCGUUCUAAAAGCAUUGUCCAUCCCUAAUCUGAUCACUGUCAGCAUCAUUGUACAGGCUACAGGGACAGUGUUACUACCUGCACCAGUGGUGACAGAUCACUGUGGUCUCUGACUGCUUCCACACAGCUACGCCCUUGUCUCCUGCAUAUGAGCUGCACCAGAGCUUUAAAGCGGGGAAAGGCAAACACAACUCCAAGGCAGACUCCCAACAUACCCCUCCAAACCCACUUCUCCUCACAGCCAGGCCACCUGAGUCAAAGUAUAGCUCUGCUGUUCCUGCACACACCAUAGCAGAAACAGAAGAGGAUCUUGCUUCUCGUGCAUUUAAGGCUGGUUGUUUCACUGGAGGAAUUGAGUUUCAAAGACUCGGUGACACCGUUCAGGUGGCUGGCAAGAGGUUGCCUCACACACACCAUCGGCAGCACUUUAGAGGCUGAACUAAAUCUGGGAUGGGACAUGUUGAUAAAUAAAGGGAGGAAGUUUUGAAUGCAAAUGUAGUGGAGAUUAGACUUGGAAGCGUAGGGCCUGAUUCGCCUUGCCCUGCCCUGCCCUGUGUCUCAUCUUUACAUCAUGCCAAGUGAGGGUGAAGAGUCACUCAAGUGCAAAUUAUGACAAGAUGCAGGGUAGCAUCUUGAAUGGCUGGGCUAAAUCUCCUCUUACAUCACACUUAUCCACUGACUGCUCCUAAUUUACAACAGUAUAAAAUCAGAAUCAGGCCCCAUGCUCUCCCUUAUGGAGAUAUGGGUAAUUGCUGACCACUGGCUCUUCCCAUCUAAGCAUCAGAGACACAUCAUAGAAGGCAAAGAUGUGCAGUAGACAGAGUGGAAGGGUUGCUAACCUGGUGGUAGUGAUCAGGCUGCACUGUAGAGCUUCCCAAGUUUCAUUUGGCAGACAGGUUUCCCUCCAGCUCUAAGCACUUUUUAAAGGACAAGCCACAGCUGUUUGAGCAACUAGAUCUCAGGUCUGCACAGGGUUCAAGAUCGUGGGAGGCCAAACAAACAAAAAGCCUUUAAAGAAAGCCUCCAACCCCGUCACCAGAGGUCCUAGUCCACACUUAAAAGUUAGGUCAACCAAGCUACACAAUGUGAAAUUUUUCACAGCGCUGAGCACCUGUUAGGUCAUCCUAACCCCCAGUGUAGACACAGUCUACACUUCAGCAACAGCAGCACCUGAAACACAGACUACCCUUAAUGUCAUAGGAGGGAGGCAGGCUUUCUCCCUUUUCCUGAGGCACCAGAUCAGGGAGGAAUCACUUAACCACAAUCUUAAGACCCUUACUUCAGGCAACCAGACCCUUACAGGCAGAAAUAGCAAAAUUUCUAGGACCCAUGACAGGCUAGUGACCUGGGGACCUGCAGCAGACACAUAGCUACUGAUCCUCUCUUUCUUAGCAGCCCAACUGCUGCCUUUUCCUGUUUAUGUAGCCAAGCCACAAGGGUAGGGCAGGGUGCUCCUUGAUUGUGCCCAGCCUGUCUUGGCUGUAAACUCCAGACUGUCACUUAAAGGGGUAGUACUACUCCCUAUCACUGUCUGUUUUAUAAUAUAUCAUUAUUUGUAUUAUGGUAACAACCAACCGAGAUCAGGACCCCAUGGUGCUAGGUGCUGUACAUACCCAUAAUGAGGGACAGUGCUGGCCUCAGAGAGCUUAUGAUCUAAACAGACAAAGGAUGGGAGGUGAAACAGAGGCACAGAGCGUGGCCGCUGACAUGCCCAUGGUCACACAUCAGGGCAGUGUCAGACUCUCAGUCCUCUGGAUUUUCAGGGCAUAUUUGCCUUGAUUUUGUUCUGCAAGAGCUGCAGUUAUUUGCCAAGGUGGGGAGAUGGUUGAUUUUACAAAAAAUUGCAGAGAACUUUUGAAAUGUUAAAAAUGAUUUUAAUAGAUAUUAUGGGGCAGUUUUAUGUCCUUGUUCUUCAAUGUCUGUGGCCCCGACCCUGGCACACAGGUAACUGUACUCAGUUGUUCCUACUGACCUUAAUGGGACAACUUACAUGAAUAUAAUUAGGCAUACGCCUAAGUAUUUGCAGGAUCUGGGCCUGAGACUCCACAAAUAUUCUGUCUCGGGGACACUGGCAGGGAGUUUCAGCCCCCAAAUUUAGAUUUUGUUUCAAGUUUUACAGAAAUGUUUCCUGGAUUUUCUUGUGAUUUCUACCAGAACAGAUUUUUUGAGCAGGACUUAAAAGUUUCCUGCAGUUUUUGCAACCCAACGUCACAGCCAGGAAUUGAAACUGACUAAAAAAAACCCCAACUGUUUAAACUGACCACUGUGGUUCCAUUGUGCAAGAGGAGUCGAAUGCAAAAAGUGAACAACUGUGUAAAUGGCAAAAAGCCAUUUAGCGUGUAAAAAAAUGGUUUCAGAAGUGAUUCUCCUGGGGGGGAUCGUUAAUGACGUGGAUGAGGAAUUUGCUCUUUUGUUGUUGUUUUUUUAUCAUUUAUAUUUGUCAUCUGACAAUGUUCUUUGGAGAACAAAGGGUGAAAUUCCCCCCAGCACAAGGUUGAGGCAUUAUUCAGAGCCUCAAAAUAGGGUUUAAAUCAUGGCAUUAGGUGGUUUGUGGGCUUUAUGAACAGGGGUGAAUUUCACCCUAAGAGCCUGAUCCUGCCAAACAACUGCUAGGUAGCAUUGUGCUUAGUGUUAUUACCAUGAUGGUCUCAUCAAGCCAUUGUAAGCUCAUGGUAAUAAUCACAAUGGUCCUGCUCCAAAGCCCAUUGAAGUCACUGGAAGGCCUCCUGCCUAUGGAACAGACCCUGUGCCAGCUAGUUAUCAUUUGCAGCAUCAGACCUGAAAACAUUAAACCAAAAAAUAUCAUGAAUCAUGUUUAGUGCUAGGGACUUCAACAGUGCAAUGAAUGAACCACAGGGUUUACCAAUACCGAGGUGCACAAACCCAUCCCUGCUCAGCUUGAUCAUCCGUGUGACUGCAGCACAAAUACCACAGAGCAACAAGGACAGAAGGGUCCCGAGCCUACAACCCAUGCAGGUACAUGAGUAGGUUUACUUCCAUGAGGAGUCCCACUGAAAGCUGUGAUUUUCAGAGACGUUAGCACCCCUCCCCCCAACAUUGAAUUUCCAUCAGCAGUAGGCACUUUUCAUUAUUAUUAUUUAUCAUUUAUUUUCAUUGCAGUUCACCUAAUGGGCUCUGCUCAUAGGCAGGACUCCAGUGUGCUAGGCGCAGUCCAAAUAUAUAAGAAAAGACAGGCCCUACCCCAAGAGCUUGGGGCCAGAUUUUCAGGUGUCUAAAGACGCGGCUAGGCAUCUAGUGUGGUUUGCAAAAGUGUCUGUUUGAGAUAACUGCCUAACGCCCAUUGAUUUCUAAGCUACUGAGGCUUUUUUGUAAGUUCCAAUAGGCGCCUACCUGCACCUUUGAAAAUCUGGCCUGUCGUCUGAGACAAGAACUUCACUCUUUUAGGUCCUUUUGAAAAUCCCAGGUGAAGUCAAUGGGAACUACUCAGAGGCUUAAACAGGUGCAGGCAUCAUCAGGACCCGAGCCUUGCUGCUUAUCCCUGAAAGAAGCAUGACUCCCCUCGGCACCAUGACCCAUUCUGAUGCCGUGUGUGGCUGUAUUUGUUGUUGUUGCUUGACUCUUGUACCUCUCUCUGCCCUAUACUGUCUCUUUCCCAUCAGCAGUUCCAUGCAUGGGAAGCUCCGAUUUCAUCUUGCUACUAUUUAUUUUUGUUUUUGUUAACUUUUUCCAAUAAACGUGUAAAAACCAACCAACCAACCAAUGAAAUGAAACAAAAAGAUUUUGUGAAACUGGAAAGUACUUUAAAAAAAUAUAUCCUGUGAUGAGAGCGUUUUCUAAAAGAUAAAGCAAAAAAAGAAAGGAAGGAAGGAAAAGCGUCAGAAAAUGUUUCAAAGGACGGAUGGAGGUGUGCGGGAAGAGACACGCUGAAGGUGUCAUUUGCCAUUCUCUAUGGACCCUGGGGCUUCUGAUUUAGCAAAGCUACUUCUCGCACCCUGGGGCACUGCCAUUUUGUAUCUUUGGAGGAUGAACUUGAGUAAAGGUUUUGCUAUGGUUCUUCAGGGAUUUUUCCCUUCCUUGUUACCAGAAAACUUUGAAAACUUGCUGAAAGGCCAACCAGGUGCCAUCCUGGUUAACUGCAUUUAAGAGCUUUUUAUGUUGCACUGAGGCUAAACCACACAGGUUGUUGGCUGGAUCGCAGGGGCGCGUGUUCAUAAUCAGCCAGGGCCUCUGCCCACGUUCCCCUUUGCACACGUGCAGAGCAGAGAUCCAAUAGGCUGGGUCUGUUUUGAUGCUCAGCUGCUAUGGGAUCCUGUGCUGUUUCUUAAUCACUGGAAAGCAAUAAGGUAGCCAAAGCCCACGUUGGAUUUCAGCUGCCUGCACUGACCUAGAAAGGUACUGAAGCAAUCUGAAAUAGCAGCUGAGCAAACAAGGCCAGGGAUUUGGGACCUGAUGUUUCAAACCAAGCUGAUGGCAUUGCUGGCUUGGAGGGUGAACUGGCCCCUGUUCCGUGCUGCCCUCUUCCCUUCCAGCCUAUGGCCAGAGUGGAAGAGUAGACAGUGAGUUGCCUCCAUAUCUGUUACCAGAAGGAGUGACUGGCAAGCUUCCCCCCCACUCCCAGCUUGCUCCUGUGGCCGAAGAAGGAAAUCAGGUGAUGAGGAGCUCCCCACUUCCUUCCCAUUGCUGGAGAAGCAAAUCAGGCUGGCUCUCAAGUUACAAAUCUUGGGGGCGGGGGCAGUCACUUGCUGUGCCUGGGGCAGGUGCUGUAGCAUCCCUGAGAGUGCUGGUGGGAGUUGCGCAUGGGCAGGACCUCUCCCUACCAGGCUGCUUGUAUGUGAAAUCAGCUCAAGGAUGGCAGUGGAGAGUUGGCAAGUGGGCUCCAGAUGCAAUUCCUUCCCUCCCCACUGGAGAACUUUCAUGCCCAGCCAGCCAAAGGGAUGGUGAGGUGGCUCCAGCUCAGCGGAGAGGCUGUCAAUUUUCUAUGUUUGACUGAGAGCAGACGAAUAGCUAGACACCAACUGGAAAGGGUCUGCCCCCCAGGCUUGAGCUGCCCUUCCACUGUAGGGCCCGAGUGGGCAGCCAGCACCUCUGCAUGUGUUACCCAGCACACCCCCAGCACGUCCCUCUUGGCGUGUGUCUAUGGAGCUGUGUACCCUGGAGGCUUUUCAUCCCCUCGAGGGUGCAGGAUGACUUCCUACCCUGGGCCAGUCUCCCGGAGCUCAUGUUUGCUGCUUGAUUCGCAGCUAGGGACUAUAGCCUGGCUAAUGAACACGUGUACAGAGGCUGGGGGCAUGACAGAGGAUGUAUACCAAGGGCAUGGCGCCUGCCCCCAAGAGCUCAUGCUGCAAUGCAGACCAAACCCAGGGCAAUGGGAAGAGGUUGGAGGUGAGGAGAGCAGUGUGGAGGGGGGCAAAGAAGAUGAGAGCGGGGCCUUAAAGGAGUGGAAGUGGGCAGCAGCUGCCUACAGGGUACGCAGGAAUAGAGGUGUGAAGCUGAGAGGGGCAAAUACCUCUCCACAGCACAGCCCCAACAAGGUGGCCCAAUGAACACAGUAACUCCUGUCCUCCAGCCCUAGGCAGAGCUUCCAGAGCAUUGGCCUCAGGCUAGCUCCUCAGCUGGUGCAAAUCCACGCCACUGAAGUUACACUGUGCUGGUUUAUGGCAGCUGAGGAUCUGGUCCUUUAUACGACAUUCUUGGGAGGUGGAGUUGGGUGCAUCUUAGAGCAUUUGCGUUUCCGUUGUGUGUGAUUUCGGUGCGGCUGACACACGAUCGGAAGCUUUUUCGUCUUAUCUUCAGGCUGUUGCUGGAGCGCGGAAUGGAAUUCCUCCCCCCACCUCAUGCCUUCCCCUGUUUGGUUUCCCCGUUCUGGUCUGUGGAACUGUGCACCUGCUGGGCUGCGCAGCACGCCUUGCCCAGUCGGCCGAAAAGAAUCGUUGACAAGGAGCAAGCGGUGAGGGGCUCUGUGUCUGUACCAGUGUCAGAUUUUAUGCCAUUAAAUAGCUGUAAAAAAAUUGAAUAAACUUUCAAAGUCUGAAAUCUCUAAAAA